This is a messenger RNA of Pollicipes pollicipes, 2109 nucleotides long. Its product is annotated as smoothelin-like protein 1. Lineage: Eukaryota; Metazoa; Arthropoda; Thecostraca; Pollicipedomorpha; Pollicipedidae. Gene Ontology annotation, molecular function: protein binding. Bases 141 to 1613 code for a protein of 490 amino acids. The record is from RefSeq and is a predicted model, not a curated record. The transcript has 16 exons.
CCCACCCAGCACUCUGAUCCAGACUAAGAGUCCGAUGGUGCAGCGCAGGGGCUCGGGCGGUCGCUUCGGCAGACGCAGCCCUGCCAAGGCCAGAGACGAUGACGACUCCCGUAUUCCGCUGCGGAAGAUGACCCCUGGCAAUGGCAGCACCAGCGCCCCUCGCGGCGAGCAGCGAACCACGCGACACGUGGUGCCACCCGACGACCAUCCGCAGAAAGCUGCAGACGACCGACAGAGAGCGCCUGCUGCAGUCGAUGCCGUCCCGGCCACCGUGGACGCGUCCCCCGCCGCCUCGGACGGCUCGGGCAGCCCGCGCGGCCGGUCCUCGCCCUCCGCAGCGGCCAGCGACCGCUCCUCCUUCCUCGACAACCGGUCCAAGGUCACCGGCAUACGCGACGUGCUCACCAGGAUGGACGCCUCGAACACAGAAGUGGCCUCUCCAGGACAACGAAGCACGCUCUCUCCUGAACAAGUUCCUGGGCGCCCAGGUCAUGAUGACCGGCAUGGAGUCGAUGAUGGCACAGACCUCCAGCAGCCAGAACAUGGUCUCGGGCGGCACGGGACGCACACCCACCGCGAGCACCCGAUCUCAGCGGUCGCAGUUCCGCACGUCGCGCGACGAGGACGGCCAGUGGAAGGGCCAGAUGUCGGUCGCCACCUCGGCCUUAUCGACCCCUGCGGCCGGGGAGACGGUCAUCGUCUCGGGGGUCAACAUCUCCGAGGUCACCGACCAGGAUAAGCUCCACGAGAUGUUGGAGCAGUGCGACAACUUCGACGAGAGGAAGAAGAUCCGUGCCAGGUUGAUGACAUUGAUGCAGGAGGCCAGAGCGCGCCGCGAGCUGGCCUCGCGCCGCCGCCUGCAGCACCAGCAGCAGCGCGACGGCGGCAGCGUCAGCCAGCACGAGGCUAAAAUGAUCAACGAAUGGCUGCAGGACAACUUUGAGCCUGAUGUCUCUGGUGCCUUUUCUUCCUCUGCAUAUCGGGUCGAACACUCUGUGGCCUAUCUGAGCAUGGUCACGCAAGGGAAAGACUCACCUUCUGAUAGCAAGAUGGCCUCUUCCUCGUCUUCAGUGACGGCGAAGACGAGCAGCUCCAAGACCGUGGCCAGCUCUCAGCGCUCGCAGCUCACCAAAGGGAAGGCACCGGUCUCCGCGUUUGACAAGUUCAAACAGUUGGACUCGGCCAACCCGCGGGCUGUACCGCGCACCGACUCCACUUCCAGCGACGGCGGCGGCGGCUUUAAGCUGGACGCGGGCCUGGCCGCCAAGGCGCAGGGCGCCAAGGAGAUGACGCUUUACUGGUGCCAGUGUCGCACCAGGGACUACCAGAACGUGAACAUCGAAAACUUCUCCACCAGUUGGAACGACGGCAUGGCUUUCUGCGCUCUCAUCCACCACUUUUACCCAGACGCCUUCGAUUUCGAGAAAUUAAAUCCGAAAAACCGCCGCUAUAAUUUCGACCUGGCCUUCAAAACAGCCGAUGAGAAGGCGGGCAUCUUCCCGCUGCUGGACACGGACGACAUGGUGGCCAUGCGUAAGCCCGACUGGAAGUGCGUGUUCACCUACGUGCAGGCCAUCUACCGGCGUCUGAAGGACGGGCCGUGCUCGCCGUGAGACUCCGGGCCGUGCUCGCCGUGAGCUCGCCUCUGUGUGGGGGCGUGCGCACCAGGCGGGACCGCGAGGGUGACGACCGGCGCCGCUGGAGCCAGGACCGACGGCCGGGCGGCGCGCGCCGGCCAGAGAUGUGAUACUCGAGACGUGCCCCGGGCCAGACGCGGCGUGCCCCCUAGCUAGUCACUAACCCGCGCGUCCCCCCCCCCCCCCUGCACUUUCUGUCGGUCAUCGGUGUUGGGUCCGAACGAGCAGUGGCGUAGUCAGUGUGUCAAAGGUAUCGAUUUGUACAUACAUGAUAUAUGCCGAUGGUAUACGGCGCGCGAUAGCACGAUGGAGUAACAAGCCGGAUGUAGUAUGUCCUCGUGUAGUGCAACUAUUUUAAGAGUAACUUAUUGUAACAAAAGGAAAGUUUGUUACAUGUGGCGAGUAUAUCAGUGUAUGUUGUGACUACUAUGUUUUUUAACCGAACCAAUAAAAGCCCAGAGGGCUAGCUUGA